Pongo pygmaeus (Bornean orangutan) is the source of this 1506-nucleotide messenger RNA. RefSeq names its product 5-hydroxytryptamine receptor 4 (gene HTR4). Gene Ontology annotation, cellular component: plasma membrane. The transcript is spliced from 7 exons. Gene Ontology annotation, biological process: adenylate cyclase-activating adrenergic receptor signaling pathway; regulation of appetite; chemical synaptic transmission. Bases 48 to 1334 code for a protein of 428 amino acids. Lineage: Eukaryota; Metazoa; Chordata; Mammalia; Primates; Hominidae. The record is from RefSeq and is a predicted model, not a curated record. Gene Ontology annotation, molecular function: G protein-coupled serotonin receptor activity.
GACCCUGUGGGCAUUGAAAUCCAACUCACUCAUGCUUAUUUCCUGUAAUGGACAAACUUGAUGCUAAUGUGAGUUCCGAGGAGGGUUUCGGGUCAGUGGAGAAGGUCGUGCUGCUCACGUUUCUCUCGACGGUUAUCCUGAUGGCCAUCUUGGGGAACCUGCUGGUGAUGGUGGCUGUGUGCUGGGACAGGCAGCUCAGGAAAAUAAAAACAAAUUAUUUCAUUGUAUCUCUUGCUUUUGCGGAUCUGCUGGUUUCGGUGCUGGUGAUGCCCUUUGGUGCCAUUGAGCUGGUUCAAGACAUCUGGAUUUAUGGGGAGAUGUUUUGUCUUGUUCGGACAUCUCUGGACGUCCUGCUCACAACAGCAUCGAUUUUUCACCUGUGCUGCAUUUCUCUGGAUAGGUAUUACGCCAUCUGCUGCCAGCCUUUGGUCUAUAGGAACAAGAUGACCCCUCUGCGCAUCGCAUUAAUGCUGGGAGGCUGCUGGGUCAUCCCCACGUUUAUUUCUUUUCUCCCUAUAAUGCAAGGCUGGAAUAACAUUGGCAUAAUUGAUUUGAUAGAAAAGAGGAAGUUCAACCAGAACUCUAACUCUACGUACUGUGUCUUCAUGGUCAACAAGCCCUACGCCAUCACCUGCUCUGUGGUGGCCUUCUACAUCCCAUUUCUCCUCAUGGUGCUGGCCUAUUACCGCAUCUAUGUCACAGCUAAGGAGCAUGCCCACCAGAUCCAGAUGUUACAACGGGCAGGAGCCUCCUCUGAGAGCAGGCCUCAGUCGGCAGACCAGCAUAGCACUCACCGCAUGAGGACAGAGACCAAAGCAGCCAAGACCCUGUGCAUCAUCAUGGGUUGCUUCUGCCUCUGCUGGGCACCAUUCUUUGUCACCAAUAUUGUGGAUCCUUUCAUAAACUACACUGUCCCUGGGCAGGUGUGGACCGCUUUCCUCUGGCUCGGCUAUAUCAAUUCCGGGUUGAACCCUUUUCUCUACGCCUUCUUGAAUAAGUCUUUUAGACGUGCCUUCCUCAUCAUCCUCUGCUGUGAUGAUGAGCGCUACCGAAGACCUUCCAUUCUGGGCCAGACUGUCCCUUGUUCAACCACAACCAUUAAUGGAUCCACACAUGUACUAAGGACAGAUUUUCUGUUUGGCAGAGACAUUUUAGCACGGCAUUGGACAAAGCCUGUCAGAGUGGGUCCAUUCUCAGGCACAUUGAGCAUUAGAUGUUUGACUGCAAGGAAGCCUGUCUUGGGGGAUGCAGUGGAGUGUGGUGGCCAGUGGGAGAGUCAGUGUCACCCGCCAGCAACUUCUCCUUUGGUGGCUGCUCAGCCCAGUGACACUUAGGCCCCUGGGACAAUGACCCAGAAGACAGCCAUGCCUCCGAAAGAGAGCCAGGUCCUAAGCUGCUGCUUGUGUGCGACUGUACCCGGUAUUCUCUUCACCUGAGGCCUUCCGUCCGCCGGUGCAGGAACCCGGUGCUCGCUGGGCUUUUCCUCUGAGAUUCCAGCAGGUGGCG